CGUCUUGUUUGUCAAUUUUUUUUUUUGUUGGGUAAUAUCCCUCCAUUGUUAUCAACAACCUCAUGAUAGAAUUGCAAUCAUUAUUCUAAUGGUUCAUUUUGGUUCAUUUAAGGAGAUCCAUUUUAGCAUUAUACCCAUAGAAGCAAUCUAGUUUCUCUCUCUAUGGCAACCGUUACACCCACAAGAUCUCGGUUACAUCCCUCUAAUCCAAAUUCUUCAAGUUUCUUCAAAGCCCAUUUAAGUUCGAUCUAUUAUAGGAAAACCCAUUUGGGAUUUCAACCAAAUGUUCCAAGAAAAUGGGUCAAUUUGUCAGUGGGGGGUGGUGUAAGAAUAGGAAGAACUCAGCACCCUGUGGAGAUCAAUAAGAGACAGAGAGGAUGUGUUGUGAGGUGUACGGCAGAGGGGAUAGAGAGGGGAUUGCUGGUGGGAGGGAGAGGAGAAGAAGGUAGAUUCGAGAUGCCGGAGAGGUUCAAGGUGGUGGCUUUAAUGGCGUGUGUUAUGUGUUUGUGCAAUGCAGACAGAGUUGUUAUGUCCGUGGCCAUUGUUCCCCUAGCUGCCAAACAUGGCUGGAACAGCUCUUUCUUGGGCAUUGUCCAGUCAUCGUUCCUAUGGGGAUACAUAUUUUCAUCAGUUAUUGGAGGAGCCUUGGUUGACAGAUAUGGAGGAAAGAGAGUGAUUGCUUGGGGCGUGGCAUUGUGGUCUUUAGCAACUCUGCUCACACCCUGGGCGGCAAACCAUUCAACAGCCAGCCUCUUGGCUGUUCGUGCUUUCUUUGGAUUCGCUGAAGGAGUAGCUCUACCUUCCAUGAAUACCCUUUUGUCAAGGUGGUUUCCUAGCCAUGAACGCGCUACUGCUGUUGGAUUAUCUAUGGGUGGAUUUCACCUUGGAAAUGUUGUGGGCUUAGUAAUAACUCCUUUGGCAAUGUCAUCAAUUGGAAUUGCCGGUCCUUUCAUUCUCUUCUCAUCUCUCGGACUGCUCUGGCUAACGACAUGGACCUCUCGAGUCACAAAUGAUCCACAAGAAAGCCAUUCUAUCAGUAAAUCAGAGCUGCGGUUAAUCCAAGCUGGAAAAUCAGAUUCCCCUGUAAACAAGGGCAAGCUUCCACCUCUGCGUCUCCUUUUUUCGAAGAUGCCUACAUGGGCCAUUAUUUUUGCUAAUGUUACUAACAAUUGGGGCUACUUUGUUCUCCUCUCUUGGAUGCCUGUAUAUUUUAAAACCGUGUACAAUGUUAAUUUGAAGCAAGCGGCUUGGUUUAGUGCGGUCCCAUGGGGAACCAUGGCAAUAUCUGGCUACUUUGCUGGGGCAGCAUCAGAUUUCUUAAUCAAAAGAGGAUAUUCUUUAACACUAGUCCGGAAAAUCAUGCAGUCUAUCGGUUUCAUUGGACCUGGGAUGGCAUUGCUAUGCUUGAACUACGCCAAGACACCAGUGGCUGCAGCCAUGUUGAUCACAGUGGCUCUAAGCUUGAGCGCUUUCAGUCAAGCAGGCUUUCUGCUGAAUAUGCAGGAUAUUGCACCGCAGUAUGCAGGAUUCCUCCAUGGGAUCUCAAAUUCUGCUGGGACAUUGGCAGCAAUAGUUAGUACGAUUGGAACAGGUUACUUUGUGCAGUGGUUGGGAUCCUUCCAAGCAUUCUUAACUGUCACAGCUGGUCUCUAUUUUCUGACAACCAUCUUUUGGAACCUAUACGCUACUGGUGAGAGGGUAUUCUAGAAUGAAAAAAAAAAACGAACCAGUUAUAUACAAUAAUAAUUAUCAGGGCAUAUCCAUAAGAGAAGGAGGAACAGGUGCACAUAUUCAUUGUUUCAACUAUUGAGUCAUUUUUUCAAUGUGUGGUUUAAAGUGAGUAAUCACUUCGGCAUGUAUAUUGUUUUUUAGGGUUCUUUAGACCCGCAAAAAAUGUCAGUUUCUAGUAGGUUUGGUUGAAAGAAGAGAGAUCGAUAUUGUAUUUUUCGCAAGUUGACAGUUGUGCCAUCGUUAGGCAGGCUUAAGCUUUGAUUCCAGAUUCUCAUGGUGAAGAAGGACAUGUCUAAGAAAUUGCUAUGCCAAUUUGUUGCACUCUAAGUGGUAGUAAAAG
This is a messenger RNA of Ilex paraguariensis (yerba mate), 2071 nucleotides long. Lineage: Eukaryota; Viridiplantae; Streptophyta; Magnoliopsida; Aquifoliales; Aquifoliaceae. The record is from the annotation of a GenBank genome assembly.